CAAUAGCUAACAUCAAAGUGCAAUGCCAACCAGUGAAGCAAUUACGAGUAUAUGAAAAUUAUACAAAAUGGAAAUUAGUUUUGAAGGAAUUCUUGGUUAAAUACCAACUUGCUUUCAGUCGCACUUCGAUUGCUGUCCGAUAUGCUGAAGCAAGUUUCUUGUUGCCUAGUGGUACAAGCCGCCCUCAUUUGGUGCUGUUCAUUAGCAGCAUUGGAUGAUUUACCACCAGACUUUCCAAGAUGUCGCCGCAACGACCCUCAAAUAGAAAAAUGUUUGAUGGAUGCCAGCGAAACGUUGAGACCCUAUUUGAGAACUGGAGUGCCAGGUCUUUUACCUGCCGUCCAGAACUAUACGAUAAGGAAUAUGGUGAUGAAAGACGGGAACGAUGCUCUCAACUACAGGAUGGAGAUUCCUGAAGUUGUUUUCUACGGGAUGGAUAAUUAUGAAAUGAAAAAGAUUAGUUUCGAUCCCAAAUCGUUGACGUUUUACAUGGAGUACGUCUUCCAGGAACUUGAAAUGAAAGGAAACUAUAAUUUACAAGGGAGGAUAUUUUUUGCUCCUUUGAAUGGGCGAGGCUCAUUCCGUGUCCAUUUGUCUGGCACACGAGUUUCACUUCUUCUGAACAUGAAAGUGGUCAAAAAGAAUGGCGUUGAAUAUUUGAAGACGAUUCGUUCUGUUCCACAAGUAGAUACAGGCGAAAUCAAAGACUAUGACUUUGAGGGUCUUUUUGCGGAAAAUGGUAGCAACAAUAAUGAAGUUGAUCGUGUGGUGAAGAAAGUAGUGGACGACAAUUUGGGCUUCAUAGUGAAGGAAAUCCGGCCGAAUAUUGAGAAUUCUCUAAGGUGGUUCUUCAUCGAUGUCCUGCUCAAGUCGAUCUUACAAGUACCAUACAACAAACUGUUCCCUAAAUAGUGUGUUCAACAUCAUUUGUUUUUUUAUACGUAUUUAAGGUGGUUUCGUCUAAGAUAGAUCAGAGUUAUCUAGUCCUUAAGACUUAAAUGCAUACGUGAGAAUAUGUAAUACAUAGGUAUAAUAUAAAUGUAGGAAAACAAUAAAAGUCAUAUAAAAUACAUUUCACUCUCCAUUGUGUAUACGGAACAAUAUAUCAUUAGGAUGAGUUAAAUCUAUUAGAAAUGAUAAAGUGUUUGACCAUGUUAUGGCAUUUCUAUUUCAUUCCAGCUUAAUUCAAAUGUUUGGGAAGAAUCGACAAGUAUGAAAAAAUUUUGAUGUUUAUUAUUUUCAUUUUUUCUGAUUAAUGUUUGUAUCACUCGAAGCUUUUUUAUGAUGAAUCCCAGGUUAUACUUUUUAAGUCACUGAAUACAGUUCACACAUAUAAGAUACAUGGUUUUGGAUUUUGUCUAGGCGAGCACUAAAUCUGCGUAAGCUUGACCUACUAGGUUUUGAAAUUUUCUCAAAGAUAUGGCGUAUGGAUAGAAUGAGCAUUGAAACAUAUUUUGUGUGUGCAGAAAUACAGAAAUAUAAUAAACGUUUUCUGUAGCAUUACCAAACCCAAACGGACGUAACGAAAAACUAUGCAGAAAGUAUGUUUAAGGUACACACGCUCUGACUCCACAAAGAUCCUUAGUGUGUUUUCUUUAACAGUACCACGUAUUUGAUCCCGUUUAUCAUGUAGAUCUAAUUAUUUACCGAAAAAUUGCAAAACUAUGCGUUUUUGCUAAAAAUCCAUUUUUAUAAUCGAUGGCUACAUGUGAGCGAAGCUUUGUAUAGUAAGGUAGUUUGGGGCUCUGAAUAUUAGUAUCAUUGUGACAAAAUUUUAAAGUGUAAACGGGAUCUGGGGUGAAAAAUUGGUAAAAAACUAGUAUGCUGGGGCUACCCGUGAAGGCUAAUACUGAGUUGCUAUCGAAUUCAAAAUCUACGCACCAAAUUUACCUAGAAAACGAGCUUCCAUCUGGACCAUACACGCGCUACAGUUUUUGGAGAUUUUUUAUUAGUCGUUUAUUGACAAAGUAGAAUUCUUGCCAGUAUUUCAAAAACGAGCCAUUUCCGGACUGAACGGACCCCGGAUUCGGUUUCAGCGACCCAAAAAACGUAUUAUAGGAAUGGUUGGGCUCACGUUCCCGACUGACCCAUUUUUGCUGAUUUGGAACAUGAUUGCUAAAAAUACAGGACCUGAUUUUAGGAAGAAAAGUUUUUAUGAACAUAUGUAUACUUUAUCUGAAGUCACUUGAAAUAGCAUAAAUACCUUUGGUCGGCGCGUCCUUUGUAAUUUCAUGACGUAUCAUAGGCGUGCGGUCAUUUAUUU
Messenger RNA from Acanthoscelides obtectus, 2263 nucleotides. Lineage: Eukaryota; Metazoa; Arthropoda; Insecta; Coleoptera; Chrysomelidae. The record is from the annotation of a GenBank genome assembly.